AUGCACAAGGCGGCCGAAAAGAAUGGAAAACGUUCCGUCCAAACAGCUAACGAUGCCAUGUCUAAAUUGCACCUGCCAGUAGACCCAAAGACAUCGAAAGUUCUUGAAAUCCCACAGGCUCCGAGGAUACUGGGGGUGAAGCGACAUGUAUUUGCUGUCCACACAGCGCCAUGGUACAAGAGCUUGUCACAGGGUGACCAAAACAAAUACAAAGCUGAGCAAAUACAAGCCUCUGGUAUUCCAAAGUCCGGCGGACCUUGCCAGCGCUGUGUUGUACGCGGAUUACCAUGUAGGGUGUUAAACCCAAAUUCGAAAAUUGCAGAGUUCACUCGGCCGAGCAGAUGCGCACUUUGCAUCGUUGACGAGAGCACGGCCGAAAACAUCAGCAGAAGUUGUACAUUCAAUGAUGAUGGAAUAACCCAUGCCGAGCACGAGGCAAGCCUUCCGAUUUUUACAGGAAAUGUUCCUCUGCUCUGGGGCCCUUCUGGUCUGGAAAAGCCUACACCAGCACCGGUAAAAUGUACCGACAACAAAUCUUCGAUAUUUAUUCCAUCACCACUGGAGGACGAAGUGAUCAUGCAGUAUCCUCUUGAAUCUGCAGAGGUACAAGAACGCCUGGAAACCAUUCAUCGCUUUGUCGAUUACACUUUAGACAUGCUCGCCAGCGAGAAUAUCAUACGGAAUGAUUGUCUUCCACUUUCUGGGCCCAACAUUGCCCAGAUAAAUGAUCACGACCGGAACAAUAGGAAAAGCAUAACAACCGUUUCACUCCUUGUGAACUCUUUACGAAUCAUGAAUCUAAGUGAUAUUCCCGACUACUUCCAAUCUUCAAGCCUGGAAAAAUUGAGCAUGAGAACAAUAUUUCGGGCGUUGGUAUCACGAUAUUUGUUGGAAGCUGUUUUUUCGCGCAUGCCAAAAGACAUAGAACAAUUUCGAGCCAGUAUAAACCCCCACUUGCAAGGACAUCCCGAGAAGAUUGAUAAUGCGGUUGAGAAUUAUUUCUGUCUUCGGAACAACAGCACACGCUUUGUCGACGACCCAAUAAGAACUGGAUACGGAGAUCUAUGUUAUCUCCCAGAUAACUUUACCUUUCAGGAAAUUGGCAAGGAGUUAGUCGACGUACUUCUACCUCUAUGUCUUCUCAGCGGAAAGACUCGACAAGAAAUCGUCACUGCUUGCACGUCAUCGUGUACCGAAAUUGCUUAUCUAGCCAGCGAGUUGAAUCUCAUCGUCAAAGCCAGACCUCGAUCACCGGUCACAUUCUAUAGUCCUGUGCGAGGGGAUGUUGUUUCUGAGGACAAUUUUCGUCUGUUCCAUGAUAACCGCAGACAGUUUGGUGAGGUACAAAUAACGCUAUUGCUCGGUAUCAAACCUGCUGGCAAUCCGUCGAGGCCUUAUGCUGCUGCACGAGUCGAGCUUUUGAGAGAUGGAGAGGCAUAGAUCGAGGCUGGAAGUAGCCCUGAACUAAAUGAAAAGAGUUGAGCAGGUUAAUGGUUAACGGUUGAUGGUUUGAGAUGGUAGUAUUUGUAUCUGAUCACGUUGAAUGGCGAUAUAUUUAGGUAGUUAUACAAGGGCAGUAUGAAGAUCAAUUCCAUUCUGGUAUUGAAAUCUUGCGUCUUGAUCGAUUGUGAAGAUUAAUCUUUUAUGCAUGGGUGGGUGAGUGAGCGAGCGGUCAUGAGGUAUUAUAUACUUUCGGGUGGGAUGAGUAGCGCAAAUCGAUAAAAGUCUACCUAGAUAGGUAGGUACGAACUCAAUAUCAGAGACAGUGCACCGCAUAAUUAAGGUUAUACAGGAUGCGAGUGACCUAUCGUUUGGUGA
This is a messenger RNA of Botrytis deweyae, 1818 nucleotides long. RefSeq lists its product as uncharacterized. The transcript has 3 exons. The record is from RefSeq and is a predicted model, not a curated record. The coding region runs from base 1 to 1440 and encodes 479 amino acids. Lineage: Eukaryota; Fungi; Ascomycota; Leotiomycetes; Helotiales; Sclerotiniaceae.